Molecule: messenger RNA, 913 nt
Organism: Radiomyces spectabilis
Lineage: Eukaryota; Fungi; Mucoromycota; Mucoromycetes; Mucorales; Radiomycetaceae
Exons: 3
Coding region: 195-611 (138 amino acids)
Biological process (GO): translational initiation
Cellular component (GO): cytoplasm
Molecular function (GO): RNA binding; translation initiation factor activity
Source: RefSeq, a predicted model, not a curated record
UUUGUCUCUUUUUAUCAAUGAUGCGGCGUUUUGGAUUUGAAACUCAGUAGCGUGGUUUUUGUGGGCUCCAUGUUACGAAAAGCGCACUAAGCCACUAUCUGACGGGCACUGCUACAGUGCAAAAAAUUUAAAGCGGGCCCAGUGGAGCGAAUACUUUUGCUCGUUUCUUUUUUUCGCUACAUUGCAUCAGCGUCAUGCCCAAGAAUAAGGGAAAAGGAGGUAAAAACAGAAGAAGAGGAAAGAACGAGAACGAAGGCGACAAACGCGAACUCGUCUUCAAAGAUGAAGGACAAGAGUAUGCGCAGGUGUUGAAGAUGCUUGGCAACGGACGUUUGGAAGCGCAAUGUUUUGAUGGCACCAAGCGACUGGGGCUCAUUCGUGGCAAAAUGCGCAAGAAAGUGUGGAUCAACCAGGGUGAUAUCAUCUUGUUGUCGUUGCGUGAAUACCAAGACGAUAAGGCUGACGUGAUUGGAAAAUACUCUCCUGAAGAAGCACGACAGUUGAAGAACUACGGUGAAUUGCCAGAUACUACCAAAAUCAACGAGGCCGAAACCUUCGGUGGAACAGAAGAGGACGAAAUUGAGUUUGAUUUCGAUAUUGAUGAGAUCUAAAGGGUAUCUCUUUGGAUUUUUGUCUUUUUCUCAGUUCUUGUUCAUCUUGUCCUUUUUUCUUGAAACUCCUGAUUCCAUGUUUCUGACUCACCUGUAUACACAAAUUGCAGCCAACUAUUUAGUUUAAUGCGGACUUCCCUUUGUACAUGUUCUUCGUAUGUUUUUGUUUUUCUUUUUUUGGGGAUUUCUCCUUUUUGUUUUUAUUCUUAUGCCCAUACAUCCUGGACGUGUGAAAAAAAAAAAAACAAAAAAACCAAAAGAAAAGAAUAAAGACACACCAAUAGAAGCAUCACAUUUAUGUG